Messenger RNA from Lactuca saligna, 1672 nucleotides. Lineage: Eukaryota; Viridiplantae; Streptophyta; Magnoliopsida; Asterales; Asteraceae. The record is from the annotation of a GenBank genome assembly.
AUGAAUAGUUCCGGCUCGCACCCGGCCAGUUUCUUCCUUCCACCGUUCCUUAUCCAAACAUUCUGUUCUUUUUCCUCAGAUAACGUUCAUCGCCACAACCAUCCAAUCCACCGCCUCCACUCUCUCCAUACCUUUACUCAUGUUAUUCCUUUUCCCACGUUGUUUUGUUCACCAACAAUCACAACAACAGAAGCACGAUCUCUUUCUUCCAUAUGUUGGGUGGUGGUGAGUAGGGCUGUGGAGGAGGGCAGAAAUAUAGAACUGAUGAUCUACAAUCCACCUAAAUUUGUAGUAUCGGCUUCGAAUUAUUACUCCUUCUACCCCUUCUGUCACUCCGGUCUUCGAUUUUCUAUCAUCACCUCUGGCUACAAGUCGUCGCGUCGUGGGGAAAACCUCCGGUUUAGCCCCACCUCGGCUCACAGACAUGGAAGAACCUUUUCCUUCUCUUUGUCAGUUGAAGGUGCUGAUGUCAGCAUAAUGUUACAGAUACUUAUAGGUUAUAUUAUACCACAGGGAUUUAGAAAGGCUGGUGAAAGUGGAUUUACAAAAUUCACAGACUGGAUUGGCAACUUCGGAGAAACAAAAGUCAAAUGAUAAGAUUGUUGAAGUUGGUAUAUGAUAAAAAGGUUCGAGUCUACUUGUGAAAAAAUCGAAAUUGGAUGUAGCAAAAAGGUGGAAAAUGGAUAUUUCAAAUCAGAAAACCAGAAGGAGAAAUAUAUGAUACUUCUCAUAAAAGGAUGCCAUUUGUGCCCAGACUUGCUUUGAUCAAGCGGUAAAUGCUUUUGGAUCACUAUUAAUGAUCUUCUUACAGCAAGUCCCAAGACUUAUACUUAACUAUGAGAGAAUUAUCUCAGCAUAAAGCAUGCACAACCACGAAGUGAAAUGCAAAAGGAAUGUGAAAAGAAGUCAGUAUAAAGGUUACUUUAUAGAAGUGAUGGUGAUUAUGUUGAAAAGAAGCUGAUUGGUUCUAGAUUUCUGUAUUUUGUGUUGCUUCAUUUGGGAAUUUCACCUUCUUCGCGACAACUAUGUUACUUACUUGGUUAAUUGAGCAAAUAUACUCUCUCAAAGGGUUGGCUUUAUUCAAUAUCAGCGAAAAGCGUUAAAUGCAAAAAAUAGCAACGUACACUAAUUUAUUUGUUUACUUUAGUUUCUUACAUUAGGACAUUAUGUUAUUUUCAAUCUAUCCGGUGGCCAAUGUGACAUUAAUCGCUCCAUGUCAGGUAAAUGGUGGAGGUGUUGACUGACUAAAGCACAUGUUAGACUAAGAAACCACGGAUUAAGAAUAGGGGAUAAUGGCGGUGACACUGAUGAAGUGGAAUCCAAGAAGAAGCAGAUGACGGUGGCACCUAUGCGUCGACUGCUAAGGUGGUGCUUUUUUGGAAGAAGCCGAGCCAAAACAAACCCAAAGCAAAAAAGUAAAAAAAAAGUAAAACACAGUGUGAAGUUCUCACUUGCAGUUUCUAUGAGGUUCAACCUUAUGCAUAUACCAGCUAAUACAUAUUUUAAUAACACAUAUCACAGUUACAUUUAUUCUGUUCAUUCAAUGUUUCAUAUUGGACACACUUUAUUAUGAAUAGUUCUAUAUGUAUCUCGAUACUUUGUAUACAUUUCCUCUUAAUGUUUGAUAUUGGAGGCAUUUUAUUUGAUCCGCGGAAUCCGGCUCUGCAACCCC